Messenger RNA from Penicillium atrosanguineum, 660 nucleotides. Its product is annotated as CFEM domain-containing protein. Lineage: Eukaryota; Fungi; Ascomycota; Eurotiomycetes; Eurotiales; Aspergillaceae. The transcript is spliced from 3 exons. Bases 1 to 660 code for a protein of 219 amino acids. The record is from RefSeq and is a predicted model, not a curated record.
AUGAAGUUCUCUACCACUCUUAUUGCUCUCGUUGCUGCCGGUCUGGCCAACGCUCAGCUUCCUGACGUUCCCUCCUGCUCGCUUAACUGCUUUGUCUCUGCUCUGACCUCUGAUGGCUGCUCGGCCCUGACCGACUUCGCCUGCCACUGUCAGAAGCCCGCCCUGGUCUCGGACAUCACUCCCUGCGUCCAGAAGGCCUGCGACGUCGCGGAUCAGAUCUCCGUCUCCAACGCCGUCGUCGCCCAGUGCUCUUCCGCCGGCCACCCCAUCGUGGUUCCCCCGAUUGAGACCACCACCUCCGGCGCCAGCUCUUCCACUUCCAGCAGCAGCGCUCCCUCCAGCGCCACCGCCACCGAGACCAGCAGCGGCAGCUCCAGCUCCAGCACCGGCGAGUCUUCCUCCGCCUCCGCCUCCGCCUCCGCUACUGGCUCCUCGUCCGGCGGUGCCACCGUGACUGCCACCAGCUCCGUCCCUGCUGGAUCUUCCACCGCUGGUUCCGGCUCCGGCUCCACCCCGGCUGGUACCUCGACCCCUCUGGGCACCAAGACCGGCUCCGGCUCUGCCGCCACCACCUCGCCUGCCUUCAACGCCGCUGUCGGCAUCAAGGGUAACAUGGCCGGUGUUGCUGCUAUUGCCGCUGCCGCUGCCUAUGUUCUGUAA